AAUGCAAAACUUCAGGAGUUUGAAGCAACUGAACAGUGUGUUAAUUUAACACAGGAAUUAGAACAAGAAAAGAAAUUAAGAGCUCAAUGUAACAUCGAAUUGGAAAGUUUAAGGCAAUCCAGAGAUCAUUUUGCAAAAGUUUCAAAAUUAGUCGCAGAUGAAGUAAGCGUUUUGCGUAAAAAUGCCGAAAAAGAACGUGAGCAAGCUGAAACUAUGAUAGACGAAGCCAAAAAAGCAAUCAGGGAAAGAGAUGUUUUAGCAAGACAAAGUGCUUUGCUCAUACAAGAUUAUAAACAUGAUGGAGAAGAAGGCAGGAUACUUAAAUUAUUGCAGGAGGUUGGUGAGCUCAAAACAAUGCUCGAAAUGGAACGAAAUGACCAUCAAAGUCAAGUAGCAGAUUUGCUGGAAAAAUUGGAGGACAAAAGUAUAGACCCCCAAAUCGAAGUGUUAGAAGCCAAACUAAAAAUAACCGAACACGAACUAAACGUCGCCAUAGAACGUGCCGAACGUGCUGAAAGCGAAUUACAAAACACUCUUUCCGAAAACAACGGAAGUAUGCAGACGGAUAAUGAUGUUUUCGGAAAUGGCGAAGAGGGAGUUGUUAUGAGGAGGAAAAUGACAAACGGAAAUCAAAUAGUUAUGCCUCCUCCGCCUCCGCCGCCGCCGGUGCCGAAUUUGAAUCUUGGCGCCAAUAAAACGGAAAUCAAAAUCAAGACGCAGGCAAGCGCUGUUGCGGAAAUGGCUGCCAUGCUGGAUAUCAAACCAGUAAACGAUACUCCGGCAAAAACAAAAAAUGAUAAUGGAGGAAUUAUAGAUGCCAUCGUGGAUCAAAUAAAAGGCGGUAGAUUUAGACUGAAAUCAACCGAUGUGCAAAAUAAGUCAAAAACCAAAAAAGAAGAACCUGCUGCCGUUAAAGAAAUGUUAAACAUUUUGGGAACAUUGAGGAGGACCAGGGGGAAGAGGUCAAGUAUGAAUACAGGAAUGCGCUAAUUAAUGAACAAAUAUUUUUAGAAUAUAUUAUAUCCUUAAUUCUAUGGAACAGAAUAAAUCUGUAAUUAUCUGCUUAAUUAUAAAUUAUG
Messenger RNA from Ctenocephalides felis (cat flea), 1079 nucleotides. Its product is annotated as shootin-1-like. The coding region runs from base 214 to 990 and encodes 258 amino acids. The transcript has 6 exons. The record is from RefSeq and is a predicted model, not a curated record. Lineage: Eukaryota; Metazoa; Arthropoda; Insecta; Siphonaptera; Pulicidae.